Drosophila takahashii is the source of this 1110-nucleotide messenger RNA. RefSeq lists its product as uncharacterized. The record is from RefSeq and is a predicted model, not a curated record. Lineage: Eukaryota; Metazoa; Arthropoda; Insecta; Diptera; Drosophilidae.
UCCCACUAGCAGCACGCACCCCAAAUCAACACUUCGUAUCGGUUGAGUCAUGGACCCCUUUAAAGUGCCCAAAAAGAUGAACCGCAAUGUUCUGAAGGCGGUCAGCACCCUCCAAUCGUCGCGCACCGACUUCGUGCGACUUGAUGAUAUAACGCAGCAGGUGAGGAUCCAGACUAAGAAGUGCCUUCCAGUGGAGAACCUAGAACAGGUGGUGAAGGAGUCGCUGGGCAACCUAACGAAGCUGGGGAUCCUCAGGCGGAGGGGGUCGGAGAAGUACGGGCUCAGCUGCAUGGUCUUUGGGCGCGUGGGGAGGGCUCCGCCUGGUCCGACCACGAAUACGACUGAUGCGGCUAAACCUCGUGCACCAUUGCGCCGUGCUAGGCAGAGUGCUCGCGGAAAGCGAAGUCCCGGACACCUGGAUCCGAGUCAGCCGGACACCAAUAUGUUGAUUGAGACUCCGAUUCCUGGAAAGGAGAUGCCUAAGCCGCGUAAGCGCAUUCAAAAGAAGACGAAAGUCGCCACUCCGCAUCAAGGUCUCGACCAGCCCGAAAGGGUUGAAAGUAUGGAACUGGAUGUGCCGGCGGAAGUUCAGAAUGAGAUCACCGAUCCCCAGCCACUUUUCGGCACUCCAGGAUGGACCUAUCCGCGAGUUUUUCAGAACUUGCCAACACUUGUUAGGGAUGAUAAAGAGGACAAAAUGGACGCAAAUGAGGGUGAAGGAAAGGAAGGUUCAAUGAGUUGCUUGUUUCCUGUUCGCUCGAAUUUCGGGUCUGCCUUUGGAAGCGAGUGCGAUGUAGGAAAUCCUUCUCCAGUCCUGGAAGAAGGUCAAUGGCCAAUUGUUCGAGAAUCUCCAAUACAAGGCACUCAAGAGGCCCAAAACGCACUCUUCCUGUGCCCUUCCUCUUCGAGUUUGGAAGACAUAUACCGAAAUGAUAUAUCUGAGGAUGCAGAAGGAGAAGUCGAAAUUUCCCGUGCAAAGAUCGAUCUUACAAAUGCUGCGUCUGAAUAUGAUUUCUAUAAGUAACGAUGUAGUGAUCCGUUUCGCUUCAGUAAUAGUUCACCGAUUUAUUGAUUAAACUGUAAAGAAAUAAACUAUAUAAAAAUUCAAAA